Messenger RNA from Micromonas commoda, 1632 nucleotides. RefSeq lists its product with no specific name. Bases 1 to 1632 code for a protein of 543 amino acids. The transcript has a single exon. The record is from RefSeq and is a predicted model, not a curated record. Lineage: Eukaryota; Viridiplantae; Chlorophyta; Mamiellophyceae; Mamiellales; Mamiellaceae.
AUGCCCGAGAAGGACGGAUCCUGGCUCCUCGGCGUGGUCGUCUGCUCCAAGACGGGCACGUGCCUGGUCAACGCGUGUUCGGAUGCACCCCUCCGGGUUCGAGAGCUGUGCCGCAUGCUGCCCGCGCUCCACUCCCUCGCCGCGGGCGUCGCAUCCCCCACGUCACACCUCGACCUCUCCACCUGCUCCGUCGCGCUGUGCGAGAGCAGGGUGGGGUACAUCGUCGCGGCGUUGACCUCGCCGGGCGCCGACUGGCGACAACGACGAACGAGCGCCUCGUUCGUCGCCGAGACGGUAUCGCGCGCCUUCGCGUGGCACGGCGGCGAACACCUCGAGUCUUUCAUCGCCCGAGACAUGGACGACGCGGUGAUGGACGCGACGUUUGACGCGGGUGAAGACGCAGACGACGGAGACGACGACGACGCGACGACGCAUCCGCAGUUUCGAAGCUUCGAGCUCGAGUUCCUCCGGCCCGCGCUCGCCCGCGAGUUCGCGCGGCCCGCGCACGUUCGGUGGCUCGAGCCCCUCGUGGGAUGCGUCACCGCGCGGGUGGCGCACGCGCACGUGCUGAUACCCCGCUCCCGCGACGAUGACGCAUCCCACGGGAGCGGCCAUCGCCCCGCGACGAACGACGACGUCGCCGCGGCGGUCAGGGACGAUCGCGAAUUCGACGAUUCGGCUUUGUCGGACGCGGUUCGGACAAAGGAACUGGGCGCGCGCGCGACGUGGGAGUGUCACGUCGUGGCGUCCGCGCGGGGAACCGAGGCGUCGCACCCGCUCGCGAGGCUGUGCGACGUCGACGCGGUGGGGUGCGGCGAGAUUUGGCGGGAGACGCGGGAGCGGUGUUUGGCGAUGGCCGAGUCGAGGGCGCGGCGGUGCGCGGCGACGGCCGAGGUCGGGGGUACGUUUGACGGCGACGGCGUCGGCUUGAGCGGUCACCGACGAGUCAGUUCGCGGGUGAAGGGCGCCGGGGUGGUUCGGGGCGCGUUCGCGAAAAGGGAGGCGUCCACGCCGCCGGAGACGGCCGUGCUCGUGUUCAGGAAUGUCGGGGGAGGGGGAGGGAAAAAGGACGGGGACGUGGGUCGGGAUCGGCGGACGCUGCGAGCGGUUAUACACGCGUUCUCGUGCCACCCGGGCUCGGCGAUCGGUACGGCGUGCGCGGUGGCGUUUUGCGUGUCGCCGCCGGUGGGUGACUCACCGGGCGGUGACUCACCGGGCGGUGACUCGCCGGGCUCCCCGACGGGGCGCGGGUGGCCGGACGAUUUAGACGGAUGGGACCCGCCGGAAGUAUCCGGAGGAUACGUGUCCAGGCGCGUGGCGGGCGGCACCGGCGCCACCUCGAGCGUCAUGCCGACCGAUCUCGCCAGGGCGAUGUUCCGGGUCGCCGACGCGGUGAGGACGACGCUCGACCCGCAUUUCGAUUGGAGCAACCAUCGUUCGUCGUCGGAUGGGGCGACGGAGGCGAAGAAACGGUGGGGGGGGCUCGACGGUACCGGUCUUGAAGAGGGUCACACGGAACGGUCGGGACGGGGCGACGGUGUCCCCGCCGUUGGUAAAGACGCGGGGUGGGUGGUGGUGAAAGGCGCGGGUCCACCGACGGGUCGGGGCGUGAGGAGGGUCGUUCCGGCGUAG